AUGGAGCGCACGGGAAAGAUCUUCUUCUACGAAGACAAGAACUUCCAGGGUCAUUACUAUGAAUGCAGCAGUGACUGCCCCGAGCUCAGCUCCCACCUCAGCCGCUGCAACUCCAUCCGGGUGGAGUGUGGGGCCUGGGUCAUCUACGAGAGACCCCAUUACGUCGGCUACCAGUACGUCCUCAUGAGGGGGGAGUACCCCAACUACCAGAGCUGGAACGGCUUCAACGACACCAUCCGCUCCUGUCGCCUCCUCAGACACCCUUCCAGCAGGUACAGGAUGCGCAUCUACGAGCAUCCUGACUUCAGCGGCCAGAUGAUCGAGUUCAGCGACGACGUGCCCAACCUGCUGGACCGUUGGCGCUACCGGGACGUCCACUCUGCUCAAGUCCAGGAAGGCAUCUGGGUCUUCUACGAGCAUCCGAACUACAGGGGGCGCCAGUACCUGCUGGAGAAGGGCGAAUACAGACGGCACUCGGAGUGGGGGGCCCUUCAUCCGUCUGUAGGUUCCAUCAGACGUGUCUUGGACUUAGACAGGACGUAG
Molecule: messenger RNA, 543 nt
Organism: Chelmon rostratus (copperband butterflyfish)
Lineage: Eukaryota; Metazoa; Chordata; Actinopteri; Chaetodontiformes; Chaetodontidae
Product: gamma-crystallin S-1-like
Exons: 3
Coding region: 1-543 (180 amino acids)
Biological process (GO): visual perception; lens development in camera-type eye
Molecular function (GO): structural constituent of eye lens
Source: RefSeq, a predicted model, not a curated record